Molecule: messenger RNA, 4540 nt
Organism: Cheilinus undulatus (humphead wrasse)
Lineage: Eukaryota; Metazoa; Chordata; Actinopteri; Labriformes; Labridae
Gene: lrpprc
Product: leucine-rich pentatricopeptide repeat containing
Exons: 38
Coding region: 1-4317 (1438 amino acids)
Molecular function (GO): protein binding
Source: RefSeq, a predicted model, not a curated record
AUGCCCUUCCACAGUGUGACAGAAAACAUGGCUGCGCUCUUGAGAUCAGCCCGGUUACUUAAGUUUUCGCCUUCGGGCUUGCUUCAGAUCACAGGUACGAAAAGAACCGGACCACCGAUCGGUAGACUUUACAGCGGAGCUCUCGGUGGCAGAAAGACUGGAGUUUGUUCCCGACAGAUCUGCAAGGCAUCGGAAAACGUGUCCAGUCGUCUGUGGCCACACAGUGUUGGGUGUGUGCGUAACUAUGCCGUGGCCAGUGAAGAGAAAGAUGAGACUAGUGCUGCGGUGCAGACCAAGCAGAUGCAGCAGUUUGACUGGGCUCUGGCCAAACUGGACAGUUCUGUGAGGAGGACCGGUCGCAUCACUAGGACCCUGCUGCUCCGCAUCUUCCACGAUAUCUGCAGGACAGGUUAUCCCAGUGGUAACCAGGCCUUAUUACUGCUGCGUAGCUGUGGCUCCCUGCUGCCAGAGAUUCCCCUGCAGGAGCGCAGUGAUCUGGCUCAUCGUAUCUGGGAGAAGCUGCAGGCAUUGGGUGCUCAGUAUGAUGUCAGUCACUACAAUGCCUUGCUGAAAGUUUACCUGCAGAAUGAAUACAAAUUCUCCCCAACGGACUUCCUGGCCAAAAUGGAGGCAGCUAACAUCCAGCCCAACAGAGUUACCUACCAAAGACUGAUCGCAGCCUACUGCCAAGAUGGAAACAUAGAGGGAGCUAGCACCAUAUUGGGUUUCAUGAAGAGCAAAGAUUUACCCAUCACUGAUGCUGUUUUCAACUCCCUGGUGACAGGCCAUGCUCGUGCAGGUGACAUCGAGAGUGCUAAGAACAUCCUGCCUGUGAUGCAGGGAGCAGGAAUUGAACCAGGUCCUGAUACUUAUGUAUCCUUGCUGAACGCCUAUGCUGAGAAAGGAGACAUAGAAAGUCUGAAGAAGACAAUGGAGGAAGCAGAGAGUGCUGACUGCAGUCUGAUGGACAGAGACCUCAUGCAGAUCAUCUACACUCUGGCCAAGGCUGGACAUGAGCAGCAUAUCCCAGAGAUGGUUGAGCGUUUGCGGCAUGAGAGGGGUUACGUUCCAGAUGCCAUGAACUUGUGUCUGAGCCUCAUCACUCAGGGCCUGGAGGACACAGCCUUCCACAUCCUGAAGACCUUCCCGACCCUGCAGUCUGACAGCCUCGGCUCAGAGUCUGCCAACCUGGGCAACUUCUUCCUCAGACAUUGCGUCAACAUAAACACGCCUCUUGAGAAGUUGGGCCACUUUUGCAAAGAGCUCCAGGACUCCAAACUGCAUGCUUCACCAUUCACCUUCACUCUGUCCUGUGCUCUGGAGGCAAAGAAAAUUGAGAUGUCUUUAGAGCUGAUGAAGAUGUUGAAGGAGCAGGACUUUCCUGUAAGGCCACACUACUUUUGGCCUCUUCUCACUCAGCAUCAGAAAGACAAGAACACAGCUGGUGUGACCGAAGUGUUAAAAGGCAUGCAGAUGCUUGGCGUAACCCCUGAUGUUGAGACUUUAGCCACUUACGUCAUUCCUGUCUUCGCUGAUUUAGAAGCAGCUCAAAAGGCUCUUCAGGAGUCUGGUGUCUCGCUGGAGUCAGAGGGCAUCUUGGCUUCUGAGGUUCGCAUGAUGGCUCUUAACAGCCUGGUCAAACUCCACACCAAAUUAUCCGAUCCGUCUUUCCCCUCUUUGGACCUCAGUGUUUUCCGCGGCAGUCUCAUCAUGGGCUUCAGAAAGUCUGAUGAUGUGGAGACCAUGGUGAAGAUAACUGAGCUUUUAUAUAAAGACCCACGCUUCUCCAAUGAGAACCGUACUGAAGCGGUAUCCUUCUUCUUGUACAAUCUGAUCGACGCCAUGUCUGAGAGAGAGGUGCGGAUACAAGAAGACAAACUGAGGAAAUUCUUCAAUCAGCUGCACACUCAGAAUAUAACCAUUCCAGUGGGCAUCUACAGGGGCAUCAGGAACCUCCUGGCGUCCUAUGACGUCUCAGAGCUCAUCAAGGAUGUUCUUACUUUGGUGGACCCUAAAGAUCAAGUGUCCAAUGGCUCCCUGGCUGUCCCCCGACACACUGGACCUGAAGGAAGGCUUGUUGCUCUAGAGAAAAAAAUGGCUGAACUGAAAGCUGAGAACAAGCCAAUAGGUGGUGUUCUCAGACAAAUCAUACAAGUUCUCUCUGUUGAGGAGAACCUGCAGCAGGCCCUCGAGCUGAAGCAGCAGCACGAGGAGGAGAUGACACCCGGUGCCUACGCCAUCCUCAUAAACCUGUGUUGUCGCCACGGCAAUUUGGAGGAGGCACUCAACCUGAAGACAGAGUUGAGUCGUAAGGACUCUUCAGUAGCCCUGGAUGCCGGUAAAUACAUUGUACUCAUCAAAACACUUUCUAAGAACAACAGAGUGGACGAGGCAGUCGACAUUAUGAAAGAGAUGAAAGAAAAGGACGUGGCGAUCAGUGACACACAUGUCACCAUGCUCUUUCAUGCACUCAACACUCUUGUAACGAAGGGUGCCGCCCCUACUAUCCAGCGGCUCCAAGACACCAUCUUCACCCUUGGACUGGCCAAGCCUACUGCUAAUCUGUGCUCACCCCUGAUCACUGCCCACCUGGACAGUGAUGACCUGGCUGGAGCUCUAGAGGCUGCUCUGGACUGUCAGAAGCGUUACAACAUUUUGCCUCGCAUUCAUGACAUCAUCGUUGGUCUGGUGGAGAAAGGAGACACGGCACUGCUGCAGAAAGCCAUGGACUUUGUGAGCCAGGCGCGAGGAGAGAUGACCAUGCUGUACGACCUGUUCUUUGCUUUCCUGCAGACAGGACGCUACCGUGAAGCUCGUAAGAUCAUUGAGACCCCGGGGAUAAGGGCACGGCCUGGGCGCCUUCACUGGUAUGCAGAGAAAUGCAUUUCAGGCAACCAGUUGGAGGCCUUGGAGCAGAUGGUGGACGUGACAGCCAAGCUGUUUGAGUGCGACAGAGACGAGAUGUACAGCUAUGCCCUUCGCCUUUGUAAGGAGACAAAUAACUGGGAGAAGGCAGAGGCAUUGUGGACGAAGAUGCAAGAGGAGAACAUCAUUCCCAGGGAGAGGACCCUGCGUCUGCUGGCAGACAUCCUGAAGAGUAACGGCCAGGAGGUUCCCUUUGAGGUGCCCGAGGCAUGGUACCAAGGACCUGCCACCACAAAGCAAGUCCAGGAACAACCACCAAAAACAGAAGUAGCCAGAAACCAGCCAACCCCAGCUGAAAGAGGUACUGAGUACCAGGUCCGUCUGAUGGCGCUCUGUAAAAAGGGCAAAGCCAAAGAGGCCUAUGGGAUCCUGAAGGAUGCAGAGAAAAAGGGUGUAGCGUUAGGCUCUGCCUCUUAUGACUUCCUUAUCCGUGCCCUGUUGGCCGAGGGCUCCAUGGAGGAUGCCAUGGCAGUCAGGGACAUUGCUGUGUCUCAUGUGCCCAGCUUCCAGCUCAGUGAUACCGCCAACUCUUUGCUCAUCAUCACACAGAGCAAGAAAGGCCAGACUGAAGAUGCUCUUGAGAAACUGAAGCUUAUGCUGCAGGCGGACCAAGUUCCAGGGCCGCUGGCCAUCACCAGACUAGUUCAGGCCCUGGGUGGCCAAGGCAACAUUGCAGGGAUCCAGGAAGUGGAGUCGCUCAUGAAGGGUCUCGGCACAUCCCUCAACCUAUCCAGGAUGCUUUAUAUAAACAACAAGGCCCUGGCAUUCAUCAAUAAUGGUGACUUGGACACAGCCGUGGAGGAAUUAGAGGCAGCCUUUGCUGAUUCAAGCAAAAAUCUCAGUAUUUCAUAUGUCUUCAGGAAGGUAUUGGAAGAGGACAAUGACAAAGCCUUAGACAAGUUGAGUGUGAUGGCAGAGCGGCAAGCAAACCACUUUGCCUACUACAGACCUGCAACAGACCUCUUUCUCCAGCUUAUUGAUAUGGACAAAGUCGAGGAUGCAAAGUUUAUGCUGGCUCGCUGUAAUGCAGUGGCCGAACAGAAGGAAAUGCUGUUUUCCUAUGUGACACGAAAGGCUCAGAGUGCGGGACAGCUGGGAAAGAUCCAAGCCCUGCUAAACCUGAUUCCAGAUUUUGUGGAGAAGGAGACUUUUUACCCGUACCUGAUGAAAUGUCAUGUUAUGGAUAAGGACUUACCAGCAGCCAAAGCUCUGUACGAGAAGAUGCAGAAUGAGGGGAUGGUUGUAGACGAGCUGUCACUCAAACGGCUGGCUGUGCUUUACCGCAGUGCAGGCGAGACGGCGCCCUUCUCUGAACCGCCUGAGUCCUUUAAGUUUUAUGCAAACAAGCUGAAAGAAAAAACCACCAAAACCCAGGAGAGCCCUGAGGAGUAAAGAUGCAUCCUUGUCUCAUCUUCCCUCCAUCCAAGACCCCAGUCCUCUCCUUCAUCCUUUGUUCCUUCCAUCCUUUUUUAUAUGAGUUGUUUGAGCUAAAAUGUUGAGUACUGUUAUAGCUGUUCGAUGUCUGUUUUCUGCUCCACUGAUCAUGUUAAUGAAGGAGAGGAAGUUGGAAAUGUACAGAAGUAUUUAUGCUAAUAAAUGAUGUUGGGUAUCUGAA